UGACAAAAGCAAGUUGCACUUUCCUUCCCUCAGACUGCUGACUUUAAAGAACUUGCUGUAACUACUCAGUCCCUUGCUGAGUAGUGAGCCCCUUCCCUUUUCACCCAGAGGAGAUUUAUCUCAGUUUUUUGAUGUUCAAAUCUAGAAACCUCUUUAUUAGUCUGUGUAAAGUAAAAACAAGUAAAGAAGCAAAGGAUGAAAAUCUGCUUUUCCUCACUGUAGGUCACUGCUGUCAGAUCUUUGCAUCACUGGUGCAGUACAAUGGCAGGGGCACUGGAUCAUCCUUACAUGGGAACUCUGGCUUUUCACUGCACUCUUGUAAAGUGAUGCCAUUGGGCCCAGAAUCCUUUUUACUCUUUGCACAACAUAAUUCCAGGGAAAUUUUUCCGUCUCCUGUUCAUGAGUAGUAUUUCCUUCUUGGUGCAGUGUGUGGAAUGGUGUCUACAGCAUUAAUGCUUCUCUUCUGCAAUGCAGUGUUUUAUUCAAGAGUUGGAACUGAGGUGGGACAGAGGCAGUAUCUGCUGCUCUCCCCUCUUUUCCACCCUCUGCCUUAGUGUCACUCAGAGAUGGGCUUUGCUGCUGCUCGGGACAUGUCCUGUCUGGGACCAAAAAGUCAGUCAAAGCCAGGGUGAGAGAAAGUAACAAAGCACUGAGUUUGCUGACUCUUUCAUCUAGUGAUCAAUAGUGACUUUUAUCAGGGACCUGCAUUUCUUAAUUUCUCUGAUACCAAAUGCAGUCUGUGAGCUUGAGGCAGGCUGUCUGCAUUUCCUCUAUUUAGGAUGCCUUGCAAGUGCCUCUGACCAUAUAAAGUUAAGUGAACCUGUGUCUGGUGAUGUGAUCUAGCCUACAGCAUAUCCCAAGUUCCUGAUCCCUGGGCAUGAGAAAGGACCAUGUGUCUGCACUGUGUCACUUCUGAAUAACUGCAUUGGGAAGGGCUGACAUCCAGCAAUUACAGCUUCAAAAUCGAUACGGAGGAUGGCACAGGUUAAAACAGGAGCAGAUGCCUCAGCAUCUAUGACAUACAUGCCACACAGCAUGUAUGUGUCUGUAUUGGUUAUAUAAUGCACCAAAAACCCAGAUGCUUUAGCAGGCAUGAUUCUUCCACAAAUUCUAAUCCUGGAGGGAAGGCAGGACCCAGGAAGGAACAGUAUGAUGCUAAUGUGCUUUCCUGUGGGCAUUACAAAAUACAGGGGUUAUUUUGCAGGACUUUGUAUCUAUGCAAGGAGGAAGGGUUUCAAGGGAGGAACAAGGACUAGGGACCCAGAUUAAAAAGCUUAUUGUGGGAGUGCUAAACAGGAAAUGAAAGUAGACUCACCCGAACUGUGGGACAUAUUUCUCUGUGUCUGCGUUGUGGCCAAGAAGGAGCUGGUGCCUAAGAUGCAGAGCAGAGACUAUGCUUGCCACAUCUCCAAGAUGCAGCAAGGCAUGGAGGCACGCAAAAUUUUGUGUUCUAAACUUUGAUCAGCAAUGGCCCUUUAAGGCUGAGCAAGGCAUGGACACUGCCCAGUCCAAACCCAGCAGCCACGUGAACUCUCCCCAGGACAAAUGAGAAGAACCUGUCUCCAAGUGCAAGAUUUUGGGAAUAUGUGUCAGAGAUGCCUGAAAGUAAAACAUCCAUCUUGCCCUAAUUUCUGCAUGAAGUGCUGCAAUGUCAAGUGAAAUAACCUUCCAAGCUGGCUCUGGUGCAGAGGUAUUUUGGCUUACGUUAUUGCUGAGAGCUUUCUCUCUGAUGAGCUCUUUCUGCCUCUCUGUGUUUCUGAUGUCUGACUCUCUUCACUCGUUUUUUCCCUUGGGCUGGGAUGUGCACUGUUUGUAAUGCAUCAAGAAGUAAUACGCGAUGAGGAAACUCUCAUCAUCUGUGCAUCAGAGAGAGAAUUACUGACUGAGUGCUGAGCAGUCAAGUUAUUGAUUCAAACCAAAGCCCAGUCUCUCUGUCUGCUGGGCUGGUUACAUCCUUCUGGUUCAUUGCAUUUAAUCGGAUUCCCUGAGCUGCCACACAGAAGGGGAGAGUUAGAAGCAGAUUCAGCUACAAUGUUCUCUUCAAAAUCCAGUUCGGUAUCCCCUUCUCCGUCCAUGGAACAGGCAGAUUCAGAUGCUCUGGACAUCAGCACCAAAGUGCAGCUGUAUGGCGUGCUCUGGAAGAGACCCUUUGGGAGGCAGUCAGCCAAAUGGUCCAGGAGGUUCUUCAUAAUUAAGGAAAGUUUUCUGCUUUACUAUGCUGAGAGUGAGAAGAAGAGUUUUGAAAGCAAUAAAUACUUCAAUAUCCACCCCAAGGGUGUCAUACCCCUGGGAGGCUGCAUCGUGGAGCCCAAAGAAGAGGCCAACAUGCCUUAUGCCAUAAAAAUCUCUCAUGAAGACUUCCAUGGUAACAUUGUUCUAGCAGCUGAAUCAGAGUUUGAGCAGGCUCAGUGGCUGGAGAUGCUACAGGAGUCUGGAAAAGUGACAUGGAAGAAUGCCCAGCUGGGAGAAGCUAUGAUUGAGAGCCUGGAAGCCCAAGGACUGCAGCUGGCCAAGGAGAAACAGGAGUAUUUAGAUAAGCUAAUGGAGGAAACAGAAGAGCUAUGCCUGCAAAGGGAGCAAAAAGAGGAACUUGAGCGUCUGAACCAGAUGCUGGAAGCAGAGAAGCAGCAGUUUGAAGAGGUGGUGCGGGAGCUGCGGCUGGAGCAGGAAGAGAUCAGACGGGAGCUAGAGCUCACAGCCCGCUCCCUUAAAGGAGUGGAGGAAGAAAAGAAAGAGUUGCGAAGCCUGACGCAGUCCUUACAGAACACCCUGGAGGAGCUCUCCCUGGAAAAGCAGCAAAUGCUGGAGAUGCUGGAAGAAAAUGAGAGCCAGGUCCCACCUCCAACCAGCCCCAGCAAAGAGCAAAGCCCCAUCUGGGGACUGCACUGCAGCCUGCGACAGAUUGAAGAGAAGAUGCAGCAACUUCUGCAGGAGAAACUCCUGGCAGAGAAGAGGAUGAAGGAGAAUGAGGAGCGGUCCCGAGCACUGGAGGAGGAGCGGGAGUUUUACUCUUCCCAGUCACAAGCACUGCAGAACUCACUGUCGGAGCUGACUGCAGAGAAGCAGCAGGCAGAGAGAGACCUCAAGGCUGAGGUGAAGGUACGCAUGGAUCUGGAGAAGAGACUGAGAGAAGCUGAGGAAGCAUUGCAGAGCUUGGAGCAAGGCUUAAAUUCUCUGCAUUGCAACAAGGAGAAAGAGGAAAAGAUGAAAGCAGAUGUCAGUAACUUGAGAAAGUUCUUUGAAGAGUGCAUCCGCAAUGCCGAGCUGGAGGCCAAGAUGCCUGUGAUCAUGAAGAACUCCGUGUACAUCCACAAGGCUGCCACUCGUCGCAUAAAGAGCUGCCGCUUCCGCUGCCGGAGAACCAGUACUUCAUGGAAUGACAUGAAGCAGUCCCAGUCCUUCAUCUUCUCACAUGCAGAAGGUGAAAACAUUGAAGAGCUGAAAGAAGCAGCCAAAAGACUGAGCCGGGACCAGCGCUUCAGGAAAACUAUCUAUCAAAUCAUGAGGUCACAAAAGGAUUCUGCUUCAGGGAACAAAAAGUGACUCUUCUUGGGAGGGGGCUUCUGAGCUCAACUUGCCAUUCAGCUCUGCAAAAGUUACGCCCUUAGGCACUAGGGUCAGAAGGGAGAUUUGCCCUUUGGUGGGGAAAGUGGGGUAAAGUUGUGUGUAGGCAAUCCCCUCAGUUAGUGGCUUUGCUUUCAUUUGAAUGCUCCCUGUAGCCUGGCAGGCCUUCUCUACUGAUCACUCCAGAUCUGUUUGCUUCAGCUGCUUACAUUAAGGCGUGUUUUGCCAAGAUGCCACAGUCAGUGUUAAAACGAACCACAGACCAUAGGUUAAGAAAGGCCUCUUCUUUCCUUUCCUAUCUAGUCUGUCUGCCAAACACAAGUGCUUCUGAGAAAGCCCUUUAUCAGCCUAUGUUCCAGCUAGUGUAACCUCCCCAGCUGGACACAGCUUACCCCUUUCUGCCUGAUCCCCUCUAGGAAAGGGCUCGCUCCAUACCCCCAGUCAAUCAGCACUUCUGUGGGGCACAGGCUGAAAACUACAGCAGUCCCAGCAUCCCAAGCACAGGCAAAAAUAUCAAACACAGGGCAACUUCUUGUCUUGAUGCUACAGCAUUUCAAGCAAACAGCAGCAACACAAGGUGAAGACAACCUGAGGAUGCUGUGGAUUUGGCUCCAAGGAGGAUCAUGUACGGAGAAGAGCUCAUAGGUAAUUCAGUGGCAUGGAUGCAAGCUGGAGGGAGGGUUGUGUUGUGUUGACUGUGGGCAGAACAUUCUGGAGCCACCUUUGCAUAUUUUUUGCACUGGGACAUCUAGCUGUGUUGGAACAGAUAUGUGCUGCAGAUGUUAUCUAUAGGCAGCAUCAGUGUAGAGAAGCCCUUGACUCAGUCCUGAUGGUUUCAUCAACACCUCUGUAAAACAAGUUGGAGGGCAGGAAAGUGAGGACUGUCCAGCAACAAAACCCACUACCACUUCAAGAAUUAAACAUUGUCAGCAGCAAGCUCCUACAGGGCUGUAGAGGUGUGGAAAGUCACCAGAGGAGAAGGGUUGAUGCUGGGUGGAGGAGUAUACUGUGAGGGUGUCAUGCUCCUGAAUGGAGUCACUCUGGUGUGACCAGAGGAAAAGCAUUGAAAGCACAGCCUGUACUUUCCAUUUCAGUCAGUCACUGACCAGUAUCCUUCUGCCAGGCAAUGGGAGGUUUUAAAGAAUCAGAAGAUCCAGCACUGAAGGCUGACAUUUUUGUGAUGAUUGAUAGGUGGUGUGGUAGGAGAAGAGAAUUUCCAACCUUCCUUAGCAUACCUGAUCCUUCUGUGUUGUUUCCACUUGUGCUUGCAUGCUAGAAAGCCACAAAUGAAUUCUGGCUCCUACAAGGCUGAAGGGCUGUGAGAAAACAAUACAGAGCUGGUUUUCCCCUUUAUGCUAUUCUCACAUCAUCUCUAGCUAUUUUCCAGUUACAAUAUCUAUAUUAUAUGAUGCUAGUAGGGACGGAAUAAAAGACAGCCAGGGAACAUAUCUGUAAUUCAGGCAGUUAGGAAAAUCAUCUUGUGGGUUGGAACGCAGGACCUUUGUUGUAUUACCAUCAAAGCCACAAUAUCAGACUUUACAGAAGUAUUGUACACAGGAGGUAGCCACAUCAGGUCUUCCUUAACUGUGCAUAUUGACAGCAAUAAAUAAAUAAAAGUUAUGCUGACACUA
Messenger RNA from Corapipo altera (White-ruffed manakin), 5195 nucleotides. It is a transcript of the gene PLEKHD1, whose product is annotated as pleckstrin homology and coiled-coil domain containing D1. Bases 2032 to 3543 code for a protein of 503 amino acids. The record is from RefSeq and is a predicted model, not a curated record. NCBI's taxonomy places the organism in Eukaryota, Metazoa, Chordata, Aves, Passeriformes, Pipridae. The transcript has 14 exons.